AUCUUUCAACCACUUCAGAACGAUCUGAGGAGUGGCAAGGGAGUGAGGGUGUGAGUGGUAUUCGCAUACAAGGAAGGAAUAUCUUUCCACAGGCCGGCUUUUCUGCUUCAUGCCUCGAAUGGAAGCCAUCAGGCAGGUCCUAUCCUACUCCCCUUCUACUACCGACCGUCAUCCGCGAUCCAUCUCCGACGACUUCAAUGGCUUAGAGUGGAUCGUAAGUAACCUUGAGAAGCUCGGCCGAUAUGAUUGUCUUGAUGCACCAUCAUGAUCAGGCCGAGACUCGGACGACAAGGGACGACAAGGAAGUUUUGAACUGGCCAAGGAACCACCUUCGGAUCAGUUUAUCAUCAACUUCAACACAAGCAACAUGAACAUCCGAGUGUUUUUGGUCCUUCUCUCUUUCGGUCUGGUUUUGGCCAGACCUGGAGGAUACAAGAACUUGGGCGGAGUCUACACUCCCACCAAGGAAUUAGACUACAUGGAUGCCGCCAAAAGUGCAGGUAAAUUUGCCUGGAGCAAGAAGUUCGAGGAGGAGUUGAGCCCCGCCGAUGUGAACCGUGGCGAGCGCCGUGCCGAAUACGUCCCCACUUUCUUCACAUCCAAGGACAACCACGCAGCCUUGACCAAUGGCCGUCCCGCCGAUGAGAACCUUCGUCUCCAACGAGAGACUUCCCAAGAGCAACAGUUCAACGCUCCUCUGUACUACCAACAGUACUAAAAGAGCCCAAGAAACAAGAAACCAACAGCCACUAUGAUCGUUAUCCCUGGUGAAUUUGACACCACAGUCGACUGAAGUGUGGUCAAUACUGUCGUCUAAAGACUACAUAUUUAUUUCUUAACUUAUUUCCAAGACUACCAACAAAUAUAUAUGCUUGAACUCA
Messenger RNA from Tigriopus californicus, 881 nucleotides. RefSeq lists its product as uncharacterized. The record is from RefSeq and is a predicted model, not a curated record. Bases 368 to 718 code for a protein of 116 amino acids. Lineage: Eukaryota; Metazoa; Arthropoda; Copepoda; Harpacticoida; Harpacticidae. The transcript is spliced from 2 exons.